Gracilinanus agilis (Agile Gracile Mouse Opossum) is the source of this 1449-nucleotide messenger RNA. RefSeq names its product heterogeneous nuclear ribonucleoprotein D-like. The transcript has 5 exons. Gene Ontology annotation, biological process: regulation of gene expression. Lineage: Eukaryota; Metazoa; Chordata; Mammalia; Didelphimorphia; Didelphidae. The record is from RefSeq and is a predicted model, not a curated record. The coding region runs from base 1 to 1158 and encodes 385 amino acids. Gene Ontology annotation, molecular function: poly(G) binding; poly(A) binding. Gene Ontology annotation, cellular component: nucleoplasm.
AUGAUCAAACUUGUAGGAGUGACUUUUUUUUUGCUGGUCAGUAAUCCCACAGAAUACAUUACAAGGGAUAUAUUUUGCACUGUAUUUGGGUGUGAUGAGUCUCUGGCCUGGGAUGCUGCUCCUGCCACACCCUCCACUCAACCCAUUGCUCCCGAUACUGCCACACCCCCUACUCAGCCUAUCCCACCUACAGUCCCUGCCACAACCCCUCCUCAGUCCAUCCCACCGACAGUCCCUGCCACUGCUUCAGCCUCCACCCCCCUUGCCACUAAUAACCAGGCAGGGAAACUAGAGGUGGGAAUGCAAGAUAAUGCAGCACAAAGCCUAUUUCCCUUAUGGGAAGUACCCACUUUCAAUAAUGAAGGAAUCUUGGCGCCUAAAGAUCUCACUGAAUACCUGUCUCGUUUUGGAGAGGUUGUAGACUGCACAAUUAAAACAGAUCCCGUCACGGGAAGAUCGAGGGGAUUCGGAUUUGUGCUUUUCAAAGAUGCUGCCAGUGUCGAUAAGGUUCUGGAACUUAAAGAACACAAGUUAGAUGGCAAGUUGAUAGACCCCAAAAGGGCUAAAGCUUUAAAGGGAAAGGAGCCCCCCAAAAAAGUAUUUGUCGGCGGACUGAGCCCAGAUACGUCCGAAGAACAAAUCAAAGAAUAUUUUGGAGCAUUUGGAGAGAUUGAGAAUAUUGAACUUCCUAUGGACACAAAAACAAAUGAAAGAAGAGGAUUUUGUUUUAUCACAUAUACAGAUGAAGAACCAGUAAAGAAAUUAUUAGAAAACAGAUAUCAUCAGAUUGGUUCUGGGAAGUGUGAAAUCAAAGUUGCCCAGCCCAAAGAGGUAUACAGGCAGCAACAGCAACAACAGAAAGGAGGGAGGGGCGCUGCAGCUGGUGGACGAGGUGGGACUAGGGGUCGUGGCCGAGGUCAGGGCCAAAACUGGAACCAAGGAUUUAAUAACUAUUAUGAUCAAGGAUAUGGAAAUUACAAUAGUGCCUAUGGUGGUGAUCAAAACUAUAGUGGCUAUGGCGGAUAUGAUUAUACUGGGUACAACUAUGGGAACUAUGGAUAUGGACAGGGAUAUGCAGACUACAGUGGUCAACAAAGCACAUAUGGCAAAGCAUCCAGAGGGGGUGGUAAUCACCAAAACAAUUAUCAACCAUAUUAAAGAAGGACAUGGAGAAAACAGGUGCAGAUGCUACAGCAACCCUAUCUUGCAGGAUGACGACAUUGAAUGGAGAGUGGUCUUGUAUUGAUCUGAGAUGACUAUUUUGUAAAAGACUUGUAGUGUACAUGACACAACUGUGUCCAAUUGUAUAUAGCGGCUGAUUUAGUUUUCUUGUUUUUACUUUGUCCUUUGCCAUCUGUGUUAUGACAAAUGUGGAUUUGUGUUUAUACAAAUUUUAUUUGUAUAAUUUCAUGUUAAAUGAUUCUCAACAAUAAAUUACUUGUGAUUGUU